Molecule: messenger RNA, 882 nt
Organism: Microsporum canis CBS 113480
Lineage: Eukaryota; Fungi; Ascomycota; Eurotiomycetes; Onygenales; Arthrodermataceae
Exons: 3
Coding region: 1-882 (293 amino acids)
Source: RefSeq, a predicted model, not a curated record
AUGACGUUUAUGGACGAUUCGAUGAUAGGCCGCUGGCUGUCAGACCUGCCGAUGGACGAUCUAACUCGUAAAUCAACAUCGAAGCCAGAGCUACGUCGUUUUAUCCACCACGAAAAGCCAAUCCGCUAUCUACAUAAUCUCGGUGGAGGCGCCGAAGGUGUAGUUUAUCAUGUUGAGAUUGAAGGUAACAACUACGCUCUUAAAGUAUUCAAACAAUGGACCUACCAAGGGCCCAAGUCGCUCCGCCUGAGGGAGAGAGAAACCCACUACGUGAGUCCUAUAGCAAAUGAAGCAAGGGCAUUCGCUAGGUUAGAUAGUAUUGGUAAAAACGGUACCUGGGCCGUUAAAUGCCAUGGCUGGAUAAAACUUUCCGGUGACCAACGACCCAAGUUUCUACAAGAUUAUACUCCAUGGGCGAUUGUUAAGGACUAUAUCCCCCAUCCUGUGGCUCUUACAGAUGUUCCGGAAAUACGACGCAAGAUGAAGAUUGCUCGCAAAGCACUGCUAUUCCCAGAGGAUGCUCAGCCUAGGAACUAUCGCGGUUCCUUUCUUGUUGACCUUGGUCGUGUCCGCACAUACCCUUAUCCGCGGAGACUAUGGUCAAAUUCUAAGCGUAUGGAGUAUUUCAAGUGGUUCGAUAAAGAUACUAGCGAAUGGGAGGAGUCUGUGCGAGAUGGUUCUGUUAUUGACGGCUGGGUAAAUGAACAACUCAAAGAGGGCAUUUUAGGAGGAAUAGCCUUUGCAGAAGAGUGUGGGGAUCAUUUAAGAGCUAAAGAAUUACGCAUACAAGCCGCAAAAGAGUUCAUGAGCAGGAACCGAACACUAAAGAGAGUGAGACUAUCAAACCAGAUAAAGAAAAGGUCGACAAAUCAUCGAAAAUAA